Messenger RNA from Myripristis murdjan (pinecone soldierfish), 1509 nucleotides. It is a transcript of the gene meiob, whose product is annotated as meiosis specific with OB-fold. Gene Ontology annotation, biological process: resolution of meiotic recombination intermediates. The record is from RefSeq and is a predicted model, not a curated record. The coding region runs from base 1 to 1425 and encodes 474 amino acids. The transcript is spliced from 14 exons. Gene Ontology annotation, molecular function: single-stranded DNA binding; single-stranded DNA 3'-5' DNA exonuclease activity. Lineage: Eukaryota; Metazoa; Chordata; Actinopteri; Holocentriformes; Holocentridae.
AUGCUGGAGGGAGUUGGUGAGUCUGUGAGGAAGUUAAACAACAUGGCUGCUCAGAGCUUUGUUGCCAUCUCUGACCUUCACCCCAAUUUUUCACAUCAGAGGGUGGCUGGUGUCAUCAUUGGAAAAACUGAUGUCAGGAGCUUUCCUGACAGAAAAAAUAUUGGUUUUGACAGAUUCACUUUCGGCUUCACGAUCAAAGACUCACCAAACUGCUUCAUCAACGUGUCAGCCUGGGGAAAUGAUGGCUACAUCAACUUGCUGUCCAACAGCUUCAGUUUUGGAGACUGUGUCAUCAUUGAAAAUCCCUUAGUUGCGUCUAAAGAUCCGGAGAAAGACGACAGGUUCUGCCCUGCAACACCAAGCUUGUACAGGUUGCUGUUGACGGAGGCUCACUCCCGGGUGUAUCUGUGUGCUGACACAGACACCAUCGACCGACUGCUGCCUCUCAUCCACCAACCAGUGAAGGACUCCAGAGACUUCUACUCUCUUGGAGACAUAAUGGCCAACGGGCAGAGCCUGGACGGCAACGUGAUCAAUAUACUGGCUGCAGUAAAAUCGAUUGCAGAGCCCAAGCAAUUCACUACUUCAGAUGGCCGCAAAGGGCAGAGGCUGGAAGUGAAGCUCUUUGAUGACUCUGUCACUUCUUUCUCCUUAGUCUGCUGGGACAGAGAGGCCAUUCAGCUCAUACAAACUUUGAUACCCAAGGAGACGGUGCUCUUCAUAGCAGAUGCAAAGAUUGGUUUUGACAGUUUUCGCAACUGUAUGACAGCAACAGUUAACUCCAAAACCAUAAUCACUGUCAACCCUGACACCAAGGAGGCCAGCCUGCUGUUCAGCUAUGCUAAACAGGUGUCUGAGUCUGGAGCUCUGGAGGAAGAUGAGAAGCCAGAAGAUGUGCCUGUGGACUCCAUCAGUGAUGUGUACACAGUGAGGGAGCUGAAGCAGAAGGCCCAGGAGAGCCCUGAGGCUUUCUUUGGCAUCACUUACAGCUUCAUCUCCAGGUUGGACCUUGACUCCUCUCUGUCAAAAGUCAUAAAGACUCGCUGCUCCAGGUGCAAAUAUCAAGUAACUGAGGACAUACAGAACUGCACCAACCCAUCAUGUCCAGGAAGGGACCAGGCCCUGUCAGUGAGCACAGUGUUCGACCUGUGGGUGGACAUCACAGAUCACACCGGCACUCUGCAGGCCUGCACCCUCCGAAGCCCAGUCGCAGAGAAGACUCUCGGCUGCACUGUGGAGGAGUUUACCAGUUUGACUGAGAACGGGCGGACUGCACUGAGGUGGAAAUUUCUCUUGGAGAGAUGCAAAAUAUAUGUGAGGGUUCUCCCAUCUGCCAAGUUGAGGGGUGGGAUCAAGGGGACGAUUCUUGCCUGUGCCUUGGCUGAUCCAGGGGAGGUGAAACAAUACAUGUCUGCCUUGCUGUAGCCGACUGUAAUCACCAAAACACGUAGAGCACAGACUGAGCAGGCGAGCAGAUAUGUUGUGGUUAUAGCUGCCUUAUUCACCUGG